AGCAGAGGUCGUCACGACCGUCACAACGUGCAAUUAAGCACCAUCUUGGGGUGGAGCAUAUAUUGUCUACAGAUACCAUUCUUAAAAUACUCGAACUGCCCCGAAGAUCCGUGAGCAGACACAAGGAUGUACUCUGACGAGAUUAUAGACGGCGUGGGUGGAAUGUCCCGGUUCCAGAUCACGAUCAUGCUGCUAAUCAUGGUUCCGAAGGGUAUGAUAGCAUGGGGAAUGUUGAUGAUGUCGUUCGCGGGAGUAUUCCCUGACAAAUGGUGGUGUACGGACGUCGUUGGUGAAAAUGUCGGCAUCAACAACUACACUGGUCUGAAGAAAUGUCCGGUAGCAGGCAACGAAAGCUCCUGCACCUUUGUGUACAGUCAAGAGAAGGACACGGUCAUCAAUGAGUGGAACCUGUUGUGUGAUAUGGAAGGGAUAAAGCCAUUGAUAACAGCAAUACAGAUGACGGGAGUGCUGCUAGGGGCGUUCAUCAGUGGUCAAUCUGCUGACGUCAUUGGGAGAAAGAAGACCUAUUACAUCUCGCUGUUCCUCCACGCAGUGUUUAACUUGGUGGCAGCAUUUUCAACAUCAUGGCAGAUGUUUAUUGCGUUGAGAUUUUGUAUUGGUUUGAUGGUUGGUUCCUUCCUGGUGGUGAGUUUUACCUACACAAUGGAGUUCAUAGGGACCCGUUGGCGUCCAAUCAUCGCCGCUAUUCCCUUCUGGCCAGUCGGAUCAGCUCUGCUUUCUCUUACUUGUUGGUUGCGACCGAACUGGUCUGAUCUACACAUUAUAUUGGCAGCCAUUCAAGUCCCCUUUUUAUUCGGAUACCUCGUUGUGCCAGAAAGUUUGCGGUACCUGGCAGUUCAUGGUAAGCUGGAGGAGGCAGAGGAGGUGGUGGAUCAGAUGGCGCGCUACAACAAAAGAGAGAAGCCAGCGAACACUGAGAUCCUUCUGAAGAAACUGUCAGAGGAAGAAAGAAGAGGUAGCGACUCUGAUCGCAAAUACACCUAUUUGGACAUCUAUCGAGGCUGGAGUAUGUUCAGGAAAUCUAUUGUCCACCAAGUUAUUUGGUUGCUCGUGUCCUUCGUUUACUAUGGCAUCUCAUUCGGGGUGGGGCGCUUGACUGGGAACCUAUAUGUCAACAUGUUCCUCGUAUCAGUGAUUUCUUUACCCAGUGAAGUAGCCGUGUUUUUCUUGAACAACAGGAUUGGGCGGAGAUGGACGGGAUUCUCAUUCUUCGUGUUGGCUACUUGUGGAGCAUUCGGUGUCGUCAUUGCAACUAGAGUUGAUAUGUCUGAAAGUAUCCGAGGAGUAGCAACAACAACACUGGCCUUGAUAUGUAGGCUUGGUGCAUCAUCAGCCUGGAGCUGCUACCUUGUUUUCACCAGUGAAUCCUACCCCACCGUGAUCAGGAACUUGGGCUAUGGCGGUGCUAACAUUGCAUCUCGUCUUGGGGGUAUCGUUUCUCCAUAUGUAUUUGCCAUGGGAGGUGAUGAUCUUCUGCCACCUUUUGUCAUUGUGGGAUCAGCGAUGGUUGUCUGCACCUUACUGUCACUGCUGACUCGGGAAACUAAGGGCGCCCCCCUGGCCGACACAACUGUGGACGCUUCAGCGAAAACUGAGCCAGCUGAUGCAGAUAUAACAAAUUCGAAAGACAUCAAAUUGCAUCAGAAGAUCUGUUCCUGAAUGUCAUUCACAAACAGUCGCACAACCUGUGUAACCUAUAUCGUUUGUAAUACGAAGAAUCAGCUUUACUGCGAAAAUGAUCAGGAAUGACAGAUGUAUAUAAUUCAACCUUGGUAAAACAUAAGCAUAACUCUUCUGAUAUAUUGAUUUUAGUAAUUUCAGUUGUGUAAUGCGCCGAAAUAAUCCCUGAGCAGACUUGCGUCCCUAUUAUCAAGGGUACUAAUCCCAGGUUCGCGUUGAUUAUGAUGCAUGGUUUGUCAGCAGCAUGGUUAUGCCGUGGUUUUCACCAAAGCCUAAAGACGUCUGACGUACCACAGUCUGUCCAACAUUAACUUAACAUGCCGCAAUGUAACUAAAAUACCGUUCAUACAGGCAUUAAACCCAACGCACUCAACCCUUAGCAUUAUACUUCUAAAACUAUUUUCCUCACAAUAGCAAACGCUUUAUGCAUUCUUAUAAUUAUUAUAAUAUUUUGAACAGAAAUAGUUUAUUCAGCAUUCUACUAUGAAUUUGGAAUAUAUUCGAUUGUGAUUGAUCAGAGGUAUCAAAUCAAAAUAUUCCCCCUGGCCACUGAUUGAAACAGCCGAUUCACAACGGAAGCUACUAUAUUUAGAAUAGUACUUAUUUAAAGUCAUUGUCAGUAGGCGUAUUUACAUAAUUAUGUGUACAAUUAUAGACUACAAAAUGCAAAGUUGAGGUUACUACUAUAUUCAGAGGAUUUGUGCCAAUGUAUUUCGUGCAGAAAAUACGAUAUACAUCUACAAAGAGACUGUAUUUCAAGUUUUGUGAACAGAAAAUAGCUUGCUAUUUGGCGCUAUAUACCACGGUGAGGUCAUAUCUUAUGCUUCACAAUGAACGUAUGACAUCAUGAUAGUGACGCGCGGUGAAGAUUAAAACCUUGGCAAGGCUUGCUUAUUUUUGUUUAGGGUGCCCACUUCAUGUCAGCUUACGAUGUUGCCGUUGCUACAUACUUACAGUGCCUGCCAUUAGUUCGUGUGAAGUAUUCCGGUCUAAAGAAGCUGCUUGACCAUAAAGAGCUCCAUUGUUUUUUAAAGGCUGUUGUCGGUGAUUUCGUAAAUUGUGAUCGUCAUGAUCAAUACACUCAAAACACUGGACUAACCAAUGCUGCUUCACUCAAUAUAUUUACAAACAUUAAAGAGUUCGCGUUUUAUUUAGAAUGGUAGAAUGGAGAUAAACAUACUGUGUUUUCAGUGUAGGUUAGUGCUGCGCGUUCGGUUCCAAAUUCAAUUUCAAUUCGGUUACAUCUACAGGUAACCUGGCUCUACAUUGAAAACAUUGUAUGUUUAUUUCCAAAUUGAAGGCCUCGUCGCCACGAGCACAAACAUCUUCAUGUUACAUGAAUAUAACUGAUGACCAAUUAUGAAUACAUUGGUGCUUAACGAGUUCCUGGCAAAUGUAUUUUUAAAUAAAGCGCAAAACUUAUCAGAUCACA
Messenger RNA from Haliotis rufescens (red abalone), 3133 nucleotides. RefSeq names its product solute carrier family 22 member 16-like. Gene Ontology annotation, biological process: transmembrane transport. The transcript has 10 exons. The record is from RefSeq and is a predicted model, not a curated record. Gene Ontology annotation, cellular component: membrane. Lineage: Eukaryota; Metazoa; Mollusca; Gastropoda; Lepetellida; Haliotidae. Gene Ontology annotation, molecular function: transmembrane transporter activity. Bases 127 to 1680 code for a protein of 517 amino acids.